GUUUGUCUGGCGGACAUAGGUUAAACAGCGAAGCAUGAUUGGUCGGCAAUGUCUUAUCGCUGUUUUGUCGUGCCUUUGUCAGGUAGAAUAAACGAUAUACUGUCAGGAAUUUAAGAGGUGCCUUUAGCUUGUUGUGAAUGCACCUGACCUAGCCACAACAAAGCAGCGAUAAGACAUAGCCGACCAAGCUGAGAUUUUUGACAUAAUUGAUGCGAUAUAUCGCACGCCAGAGACCGUGACGAAUCACCUUAAGUUCAGCCUAAGUUCACUGAUUGGCCAGUGGUGCAGCUUAUUGAUCGCUCUCAAGUCAAGGACUGCAUCAGCGGACAAAAUGUGAGCUCUGAGUUUCUGUCCAAGAUUUAUUGAGGUUUAAGAUAGUGCUGCUGAGCUGCGCGCCAGGUUGUUGGAGUUUUUAAAUUUUUGAAAUCACUAAUUUACUGAUUAGUUACUCAAUAUUUUCUUUGUAUUACAGGUGGUAAUCAUGGCAGAGAAAAAGUGGUACAGGAGGUGAAGAAGGUGAAGGUGAAGGUGAAAAAGGUGGGUAUUAAGAAUAUUCAUAAUUUUUAAACAUAUCGUUUCAAGAUUUCCAUCAGUCUUUACCUAUUCCAUAUAAAUUCAUAUUUUUCCAAAAAAUAUAUCAAUUCUGUAAAGUACUGACCCAGUUCCUGCAGUUAAAAUUAUCAAUUGCGUUGCCUUUGCUUUUAGCACAAGUUUUCAUACCGGCUUAAAUUUUUUGGUAAAAAGCUACUACAUGUAUUAUACCCAAAACAGCAGGAAUAUUGAAAUGAGGAAACUCUUGUUUUGCCUUCUCAGCGUCUCAGUUGCGUUGGCGCUGAUGAGAGGAGGCGGUAGCUCUGAAACAGCCUAAAAAUCUUGGAAACUAAAGUUUUAUUGCCAGAUUCCUUCCCAAUCAUUGACUAUCUAUUGUCCUUGGAUACUCCUCCAAUUUGCAAGUAUUCUGUUCUAAAUGUUUGAUAUUGUCUUCAUAGUUUUACUUAUCGGACAUAAUUUGAUUGCAGGUGGUGACGGAGAACCAGUUCAGUCCCGCAGUUCAAGAAGAGACGAAGUCCUUUCUUGACUAUAUCUCACAUAGCGACAGAAUCACUAGUUUUGACGGCAUCCUCAGCAAAUUGAAAAAUACAAUGUGCAAUGCGCCUCUAAUUGAUGAGCAGAGUGUCCUGCCCAGAGUGCCUUUCCAAGAUAUUACGAAUCAAGGAGAGAAAAACUCAAAACUUGCUUCUGUUGCUCAAAGUCAGGAGAAUGGAGUGCUGUACGAUGAAACAGCCCAAAAUCCUACAACAGAAAUACUGAAUUUGCUCCAUAAUCUUUUAACUUAUGUGGAAGAGCUUACACCUCAAAAUAUCACCAAGGAGAUGACUGCGGAUGAGGAAAUUUCUGUAUUGAAGGAUGCGAUUGUGAUUGAUGUUCCUGGUGACCCACAAUUAGAUCCGAAAUCGGUUUCUCAAGAUUAUCAAAGCACACUAUCAGUUGAAACAUCAGGAGAUGCAGUUCUUAGUUUUGAAGACAACUUUGUACAAGACACAAAUGUUUUGGAGGAAAGUGAUGUAAUCACAUCUUUUGUCGAUUUAACGCAAGAGCAGAGUGCUCAAAUGGCCAAAUGGAUUGAGGACAGUCUUGAAAGGGAGAUGAAUGCAGUCUCACAUGAUUCAGCGCCAAUAGACUAUGUCAAUCCGCUGACCGCACCAGACUCUUUGACUGAAGAAACAGGUGAUGACUUCAAUGAAGAUGAACCCAUAGGAUCUGGAUCUACAGAAAAAGAGUUGAAUGGUGGAGGAAGGAAGUGGGAGACGCACAUUACAUACUGCAGUUUGUGCUCCAAGGACGUGACACAUUUUCCAGAUCACUUAAAAACUUACCACAAGGAUGAAGAUGAUGUAAAAGAUAUGAUUAAAUAUCAGGUAAUUUUUGCUGAACAUAAUCGCAUUGUAAAAAUGAUCAAGGGAGCAAGUGAAGAAGAACAGCAGAAGAGGCAAGAGGACUUGCUGGAGUCCCAGAAAAAAGUUUAAGAAAUGAAUAAAAAAGUAAGAGAAAUUACAGGCAAGUUACGGCGCAGAGGGAAUUAUGAGCUGAAUCUUAAGGCUCCGUUAAAGAGUGAAAUUAGAACCAAAAAAAGACCAAAUCAUAAAGCAUAUAUUCCAACGCGAGCGACACAUGGUACAUGCCAUAACUGCCUUGCAACGAUUCGUAAUGAAAAUCUAUCUUUACAUAUAAGAACUACGUGCCCAGGAAAGUCUAGUACAGAGCGUGA
This is a messenger RNA of Bemisia tabaci, 2269 nucleotides long. RefSeq lists its product as uncharacterized. The record is from RefSeq and is a predicted model, not a curated record. Lineage: Eukaryota; Metazoa; Arthropoda; Insecta; Hemiptera; Aleyrodidae.